CAGCUAUUUUGACGUCAGGAAUAAUCAUUACUUUCUCAUCCGGGUCUCCACUCGCCUCUUGUGGUGUUAUUCAUUUUAUAAAAGCUGGUCUUAUUUAUGUAUGUAUUUAUUUAUUUAAUUAUUAUUAUCAUUUCGGGGGAGUUCUGGAUUCCAGUUUAAUCUGGUGCUCGUCUCUUUAUCUGAAGAAAGCGCGUGUGCAGUAGCGGAAAGUGCUGAUCUAACUGCACAGUUGUGUGUUUCUGAUGAAAAUGUAAUGGAUUCAGAAUGGAGAUAGCGUUGGUAACUUUUGAAAACCGUGGUGCUACUGCCAUUGUGAGCGGAGGCAAUGCCAGUGGAGGGUGCGCGAGCUUUCUGAAUCUCCCCCAAGCACCUUUUGCACAAUCUCGGUUGAAGGAGGUCUACGACAAAGAAAUGAACUCUUGCAACAGCCUGCAACAGGACCCUUGGAAAAUGAACGACAUGAAUAAUACUUGCAGCAGCAGCGAGAAUGCCAUGGAUGCUCUGCUGAGGGCUGAUCACAGCCCUCAUCUUUUAGAUGAAGACAUCUUGGAUAUGGAUGGUGAGAACAGCGAACGGGUAUUAAUUAACAUUGCUGGACUCAGGUUCGAGACUCAACUGGGAACCCUGAACCAGUUCCCAGACACUUUGCUCGGGGACCCCCAUAAAAGGAUAAAGUACUUUGACCCCCUCCGAAACGAGUACUUUUUCGACCGGAAUCGGCCCAGUUUUGAUGGGAUACUUUAUUUUUAUCAAUCAGGUGGGAAAAUAAGGAGACCUGUGAACGUCUCCAUAGAUAUAUUUGCGGAUGAGAUCCGUUUUUACGAGCUGGGGGAACAAGCAAUGGAGAAGUUCAGGGAGGACGAGGGAUUUAUUAAGGAGGAAGAGAAACCUAUGCCUAAAAAUGACUUCCAGAAACAGGUAUGGCUCCUCUUCGAGUACCCGGAGAGCUCCAAUCCAGCACGGGGGAUCGCCAUUGUAUCUGUUCUGGUGAUCGUCAUAUCCAUUAUAACCUUUUGUUUGGAAACGCUGCCAGAGUUUCGAGAUGAGAGAGAGCUACCACUGUCUGUCAGUGGAACUAAUACUACUCAGGCUCUACCACCGAGUAGCACGUCAGACCCUUUCUUUAUAGUAGAGACUACCUGUGUGAUUUGGUUCACGUUUGAGCUUACUGUAAGAUUUUUUGCCUGUCCCAGUAAAUCGGCGUUUUCCAAAAACAUGAUGAACAUAAUAGAUAUUAUGGCUAUCAUCCCCUAUUUUAUCACCCUGGGCACAGAACUAGCAGAGCAACAAGGCAACAACGGGCAACAGGCGUUGUCACUGUCGAUCCUAAGAGUAAUUCGUCUGGUCAGAGUGUUUAGGAUCUUUAAGCUAUCAAGACACUCCAAAGGGCUGCAGAUUCUGGGUCAGACACUGAAAGCCAGUAUGAGGGAGCUUGGCCUUUUAAUCUUUUUUCUGUUUAUCGGUGUCAUUCUGUUCUCCAGCGCUGUUUACUUUGCAGAGGCAGAUGAGCCCGAGUCCCAUUUCUCCAGCAUCCCUGAUGCGUUCUGGUGGGCUGUGGUAACCAUGACGACCGUAGGCUAUGGAGAUAUGCGACCCAUUACAGUCGGAGGGAAAAUUGUAGGCUCUCUGUGUGCUAUUGCCGGCGUGUUGACCAUUGCAUUGCCAGUACCUGUCAUUGUGUCCAACUUCAAUUACUUCUAUCACAGAGAGACUGACCAGGAAGAGCACACUUCUCUUAAGGAAGAGCCAAACAGUGGCCACGAAAGCCCUUGUAGUGACCUGAAGAUGAGCCGCAGCAACGCAUCUCUUAACAAGUCUACAGCCCAACUCGAAAUCAGUGAUGGGGUCAACAAUGGACGGUCAAUGGAAAAAACAAGCCUCAAAGCAAAUAGCAACAUGGACCUUAAAAGGUCUCUUUAUGCGCUUUGCUUAGACACAAGUAGAACCACAGACCUGUAAAUCAAAGUGCGUGUUGGGUUAGGUACAGUAGAUAUCAAUAGACAGUGUUUGCUGUUGAGAGCUUUCUUUUGUAUGUCGAAAAAGCCCAUAUAAACUGCAUAUAGGCCCAUGCAUAUAUAUUUUUUACAGUAUUUGCGCAGUGAGAUCGAUCAACACAUUUAUUCCCAUAAAUGACGUGUGUAGACUUUUUAACAUAAACUACUUAAAGAUUUGUAAUGUAUUACGUUUACAGUACAGAUAACCGAAAGUAAGUAUUCAAUACUGAUACAGUACUGUUUUUGUGAUGUUGAGUAGAGAAGUAGAUGUCGCUCUUUAAACACAAACGUAUGUGGUGGUAUUUAAAAAAAAAAAAAAAGUAUUUUGAAAUUAAUUUUAUAUUUUGUAAACAGAUGGAAAAAUAAAAUUAAGACUAUAUUUUAGAUACCAAUGAUUUGAUUUUGAAAGAAACACAGAUUCAUUCUUUUUAAACAAAUCCAAACUAUAAACUGGGCCAGGAAUUAGAACGCGUAUAUAUAAAAAAAAGCUUUCAUUUUGAAAAAGGAACAAGUUAUUAUUAUUAUUAUUAUUAUUAUUAUUAUUAUUAUUAUUAUUAUUAUUAUUAUUAUUAUUAUUAUUAUUAUUAUUAUUAAUAAUAAUAAUAAUGUGUGGAAUUUGGUGCUGUCAGUUUAAAACAGGGGGACGUCAAUUGUUUCUUAAUCUUUUCUUUAUAUUUGAGCAUUAAUUUUCAGAAUAUUAGGAACACAAAUAUCUAAUAUGUGUGAAUAUCUCGUUACCUAUUAGAACUACCGCGGUUCCUAGUGUUGCUGUUCUCAUCCAUCUACUUCAUAUCCAAAGAAGCCGUACUUGCAGCUGCAGAGUUUCUACAGCCUUCUCUAUAUUUAACAAUGUACUCAUGAACGUUGUGUUUAUUUUAAAGGGUUUUCGAGAAGAACCAUAACAGAUCGUGUCGUUUUAUGUUGCAGUAUUUUCAUUUUUUUUAAUACCCACAUUGACUGUAUCCAUCUGUGGCAGAAAAGUGUAGCACGUGUUUCAGCAACAUUCAAAACUCUAAUGGAUUUUUUGUUUGUGUUUUAAAACCGAUAUUCUGAACAAUGUAAAGAAACGCAUCAUGCAACAGUUGACUUUGCAAAAACACCCAGCAGCAGAUCCAUAUAUGUUUGAAAUACAAAUUACUUUUCUGUCAGAUUCACCGGGUCUGGGUUGUAUCCUUUUAAUGGCAAUGACAUAAGAACGUGCUAAGAAAGUUAUCAGUAACAUCUCCCAGCGUUUUCAAUGAGGAAUCUAUUGACAAUUGACCGCGUUAAAGAACAGAGGGAAUCUGCCAUCAUUCCCCGAGGAUAGCCAACGAAAACAUUUGCAGACCAGGAGGUCAGUUGAUGGAGUAAAAUAAGGAAGCAAAUCCCACGAGAAGAGCCCCGGUGCCUGCUGGCAAAGACGAAAGAAUUCUGUGUCUUGAAAAUCCAACACUGAAGCCAGAGACUCACCCAUCGAUGAACAAGACAACACCAACACAACAAAGAACGCUUUGAUAGGACGUCCCCAGUACGUAAAACAGAAUUUGUGCCUAAAGAAGACUUGGUUCAUCUAGCAAAUGUCAAGAAUUCCCUUCGUCAAAAGAAUCGCAGCUCUUCUUAUAUAAAACUGUUAUUUUUAGCUUGUUUAGACAAACCUGUGCCUUUUUCUUUAUAUAUACUGUAUAUGUGUGUGUGUAUGUGUAUAUAUAUAUAGAUAGAUAGAUAGAUAGAUAGAUAGAUAGAUAGAUAGAUAGAUAGAUAGAUAUUUCUCUUUAAAGUCUCAAGCCUACCUACUUCAGAACAUUAACUUAAAAAUACAUGGCGGUUAAUCCUGUUGACAUUUUAAAAAUAAUUGAUUUCAAUGUGCUGGAGACGGAUAAAAACACUUUACCUGAUUAGUGUGCUUCUGUUAGAAAAGACAAGUGCCUGAGCCAAUGACCGAGCCCUGCUAGCAAAGACAGACAGCAAACAAGGCAAAGAGGAACCAAUGAGAAACCUUGUUUGUAUUGCCAAGCGAAUUGAUGAAAGAAAAAGAAGGGCGUGUGACAAUAUCUGAAAUUGUAGGAACUAAGUCAGUCAGUCAGAACUAAAAAAUAAAUAGAAACCCAAAAGAACAUAAAUAAUAAUGUAAUGGAUAUUGAACACAGAGCAAACCAACAGGGGCAAAAACAGAAGCUAGAGGUAGGCGUUAACAAUACAAGGCUUACUGUAUAAGGGACUUUCACCUUAAAAUACACAGAGAGUACACUGUGCGACUGCCUGAUGGUAAGUGGAGAACUACAAUGCACAUUGUGUAAUACUGGGCACUUCUCAGACCUGACCUCUUAGGUGUAGUAGGUUGACAAAAGGUUUGAACAUGCGACUCAUUUUUGCUUAAUACUGUAUAUUUUAAGUAGCCUAAUUCAUUAAUAAUGUACAAUGAGAUUUAACCACAGGUACAAACCAAACAUAUAAUUAAAUGUAUCUGGUUCUUUUUUGUUAAGAUUGAAAGCCAAUGUUUUAGCUUUUACAGUUUUUAAUUUAAUGUAACAUUUAGUACCGACGGUAUGACCCAUGGAGGAUAGUCCAAGAAUCUCAUUAUUUGUGUCUAUCUGCCAGGAGUCGUUGCUCUGUGCUCAGUGGUUUUACUAUCAUAGCAUUACAAAUGGGCAUACUGACUUAUAACCACCAAUUACUUAAGGUUUACUAUUUAUUGCUUUCUAAACAAAAGUAAAUGCAACAUAUUUUUGUUGUCCUUAGGAAUGCACAUAGUAUCACAAUAUGAUUCUAAUACAGAUUUAAUAAAUACAAUGUGGCAGCAAAAUCUACUAACUGUAGAGAUUCAGAAUAGUUCAUUUUAUGAUCAGUUUUACAUUAUUCCAUCUAAUCUGUAAACUGACAGUUCUGUGUUUUAUUUAUUUAUUUAUUUAGCAUAUAGAAUAGAAUAGAAUCUCUUUCAAAUGUUACAAAUAUCUUGUGAGUACAGUAAAUCAUUCAGGAUGUUUGUUUUACUAAGCAUAAGUGUAAUGGAGGUUAAAUACAGGUCCUACUACAUCACAAGAGCUUUUAGAGUUACGUUGUCAUGUUCAGUUUUUUUUUUCUUUCUAUAAUAUGAUUGGUUGAUGUCUGUUUUAUCCAGUCUUGUAACCUUUACACACUACUUUUUCUGGAAACAGUCCAGUUUGUUUACAUUCCUCAAAGGAAGUUUCAGCUGAAGGUAGACACCUGCCCCUCUUGAACCUUGAAACAGGGACAGAGACAGGCUCCUGAUUCUACCUUCAGCAGUAAGAGGUUAUAUCGCAGCGCUCAGGAAGCUAAAACAAACAUUUUACAAGGUUGGUUGCCUUUUUUCCCCAAAAUGUGUUUUAUGCUGAUGCUAUAUAUUGCAGAGGAAACACAAAAAGAGCUGAUUUUCAAUAAGAUUAGUGUGUGUGUGUGUGUGUGUAUAUAUAUAUAUAUACUUGUAACCAGAAGGUCCCCGGUUCAAAUCCGACCUCAGCCACUGACUCAUUGUGUGACCCUGAGCAAGUCACUUAACCUCCUUGUGCUCCGUCUUUCGGGUGAGAUGUAAUUGUAAGUGACUCUGCAUCUGAUGCAUAGUUCACACACCCUAGUCUCUGUAAGUCGCCUUGGAUAAAGGUGUCUGCUAAAAUUAAAAAAUAUAUUAUAUAUAUAUAUAUAUAUAUAUAUAUAAACCAUACAGGACACAAUACCUUUAAAAGUCAGUUUAAUACAUUUGAAAUUACAGCACCACAACCUACCAAGACUAUUCAUACUGGGAAAUAUUUCUAACGUAAAUUCAGGUCCAUCAGUCUCUAUUGCUUUAAAACAACGCAAUGCUGCUAAUUGACUGUUUGGGGUUUCUUUUCUUUUCUUUUUUUUUGGUGUGUGUGUGUGGGGGGGGGGAGUCCUAAUGAAAACUUAAAAAAAAAAAACUUGCUAACAAUAUUUGAGCUAGUUAUAAGCAAACAGAUAAGAAAUGUGAACUACAUGAGCUAACAUGAAAUCUUACAUGAACUAACAGACCAGUUUUUGUUGAUUGUGUCUAUUUAAUUUACAAUUGUGGUUGCAUAUCCUGUGAGUAUAAAGUGAGUAUAAUGUAUCUGUAUUUAAUUGUAUUCCAUUUGUAGAACUUGUGUUGUUUACACUUUCAUUAAAGCAAUUGGGAUUCUUCAAGGCCAGCAUCCUUCACUUCCUGUAAGAAUGUUGUCUUUUUAAAGCUGCAGUGUCUCACAACCAUGCUUUAUACUUAAAUGUAUAACUUCAGAUACUGUCUAGUAAUGUACAUUCACAAUAACGUAGUCUUCUGUGCACUCUACUUCAUAGAAACAAGACUUUGUUGACUAUCCAGCUUGUCUACCUUCCCCAAAUGUAAUUUCAGUUACAGGCACACAAGUUGUCACCUCACAGUUAUGUCUGUGUAAACUAAACCGGCAUUGCAGCAGUAGCAGGUUAUAUAUGAUAUAAAUGAGAUCUUCAGUUUCUGUUACAGAGCAGGAAUUAAAGGGGGUUUCUAUUUAUUCCAGAUGGUGGUUUUGUUAUACAGAUCUGAUAUUAUCAACGUGGGCAUAAAUAUUAUGGGGCUUUACAGCUUUAAAAAAAUAACAAUAAUACAUUUUAAUUUAGAUCAGACUGAUAUUAGAAAUGCUACACUGUAGCAUACCAGAUUCCCAAAGCUACCUUCCUCACAUCAGUGUUAUAUGUGUAAUAUCAAAGUAAAUAUGUAAUAUUGACAGAGUUAUCCAGUGGAUGUGCUGAUGUUUUAUAUAUUACUUGUUCCUGCCUACAAGUUGUUGCUGUUAAUGUAAUGUACGUAUUAUUAUUAUUAUUAUUAUUAUUAUUAUUAUUUAUUUAUUUCUUAGCAGACGCCCUUAUCCAGGGCGACUUACAAUUGUUUUUUUACACAUUAUUUUUUACAUACAAUUCCCCAUUUAUACAGUUGGGUUUUUACUGGAGCAAUCUAGGUAAAGAACCUUGCUCACGGAUACAGCAGCAGUGUCCCCCCCACCUGGGAUUGAACCCACGACCCUCCGGUCAAGAGUUCAGAGCCCUAACCACUACUCCACACUGCUGCCACGUAUGUUUCAUACAGAAACAAGUCUCUAGUUUGAAUAGGUUCUUAAAAUUUUUGUUGCAUAUUUCACUGCGGCAGCUCCACUGCCACUAAUUUAAGUAUUUAAACCUUGUGAUACUGUUGAAGCAUUCCCAACGUUUUAUUACGGAAUAUACAACAUGCUUGUGGCAUUUUUUGUGUCCAUUCCAUUUUCCCAGACAAACCUGUGAACUGCUCUUGUUCUCAUGCACACUAUCAUAUUAUAUUUUUUACUAGUAAAACAUGAUGGUUAUAACAGGUAUAAUUGUGAUCCUAAAAUGUAUUAAAAAACACAAACUACUGAAAAUAAACCAUUUAUUUUGUUCACAAGAUAUUCUCGAUACAAUGCAUUGUGUAAAUAAAUAAAUAAAUAAAUAAAUAAAUAAAUCCCUUAUCUGGUUACUUUUGGAAUAGGCAUCAAAAUUGAUGUAAAUAUGUCUCUUGUUGCUCCAGUGAGCAUUGGUGGAUUAUCGCUUGGACUUAAUCACAGCCUGGAACUGCCUUGAAAUGGGUUUAAAUGUUCUCUAUGCCCAGUUCAUGAUCCCUAAUGUGAAUCAGAGUCUUCAGGAGAUUUGUCUUUCAACCAGGUAUCUUUGGAUCUACUGAGUUUGCCUACAAGAGGCGGUCAAAAUUCAAACACAGUGAAAAUUUGAUUUACUGGCGUUUAAAAUUUUCAGAAUUUGUAACAGCUUUACAGAUUUGUCCAUCCCUGAGAAUAAUGCCGCAUGAACUGAUCAUUUGAUUAUUUGGAUUGAGCUCUCCGAAGAAAUCAGGCGCUGACAAUCAGGUGAGGGUCAUUGGGGUUGACUGGGCUAAUAUAUCAUUCAAAGUGAAACUAGUGAAGAAACAGCUGCUUGGGUUUGUGAUGAUUGCUGUUUUUCUUAGACUGUGGAGAACAGCAAGCCACACAAAACCAAGCAGCGGUUUCUUCAGUUGUUUCACUUGGAAUGGUAAAUUAACCCAAUCCGCACCAAAGACCCUCGCCUGUGGAGAGCUCAUUCCCAAUAAUCGAAUAAUCGGUCCGUGCAGCUCUAACGGAGGAAGUGUAAAGUUAGCUGGAUAUUUGUUUAUCUUUAUUUGAUUAUGACCACUUCCUGGCCACAUCCCAAACACCGAAAACUGCAGUUAUUGUUUGUCCAGUAAUCCGAAUUAUAUUUCUACCUCUUUGGUAUUAUUAAUGGGUUUGGAUUUUGACCAUUCCUUAUAAGCAAAUUCUCCAUCUAAAGUACUUUCUUAAGAAAUAUAAUGCAAGGCAAUGCAGUAUUUAUGAUGGCAAACUGAACAAAAUCACAUCAUUCCUCUUCAGCACAGUUGCUAAUUAAUUAGUGUUGUCAGGAUACCAGUAGCAUUGUAAUCAACAUUCUGGAAAUGUGUCUGUAUUAAAGGUCCACAUGGCAAACUGAAGCAGUGUAAAUCUUACUUGUCUACUGAUCCUGAACAAUUUAAGAAUGAAUGGCUGGGUCUGAGAUGGUGCUAGAGAUUUGGGAUGAGACUAUUACCGACACCAAUUCAUCGCUUCAGGAAAACACAGAAAAAAGUGCAAACAUAAGACAUGGAUUUAUGUGGCUUUCUUUUAUAGUUAUUUUUGACAUUAAUCUCAAACAUAUAUCAGCAAAAGCAAUUACGCUUUUUUGGAAUGAAGAGGACAGAUAUUAAUCUCAGAGUCAAUGCUAUUAAAUUGUUCUAAACUUAGAUCUAAAUACAGCCAUCAUGUUCAAAAAACUCUUUGUACCAUAAAAAGAAAACCAACAUCUCCAUCUUUGCGUGGUCUCCUUCAUCCAAUUUAAGGUUUGAUAAAACAUUACUUUGUCUAAGAAAUAUAACCUGAGUUCAGAUGAGAACGUCUAAUGUUUAAUGUGUCUGAAUCCUCCUAAAAUGAGCCACAGUCUGAAAAUGAGUCCAGCAGCCUCAGCAAAUAAAUAAUGGAAUUGUAUUUUUAUGAUCAUUUGCGUAUUGUCAAUGUUUUCUCUGUCAAAUAACAGUGUGAUUCUUCAAUAAAAUAUC
Messenger RNA from Acipenser ruthenus (sterlet), 9048 nucleotides. RefSeq names its product potassium voltage-gated channel subfamily A member 5-like. Gene Ontology annotation, cellular component: voltage-gated potassium channel complex; membrane. Lineage: Eukaryota; Metazoa; Chordata; Actinopteri; Acipenseriformes; Acipenseridae. The record is from RefSeq and is a predicted model, not a curated record. Bases 265 to 1959 code for a protein of 564 amino acids. Gene Ontology annotation, biological process: potassium ion transmembrane transport; protein homooligomerization. The transcript is spliced from 3 exons. Gene Ontology annotation, molecular function: delayed rectifier potassium channel activity; protein binding.